Messenger RNA from Aplysia californica (California sea hare), 1755 nucleotides. RefSeq names its product girdin. The coding region runs from base 46 to 1680 and encodes 544 amino acids. The transcript has 5 exons. Lineage: Eukaryota; Metazoa; Mollusca; Gastropoda; Aplysiida; Aplysiidae. The record is from RefSeq and is a predicted model, not a curated record.
UUCUAGAGCCAGUCAGUUUAGGGCAGAUCGUGACAAGAGGCAGCCAUGUCCUGCGUCUCACUCAUGUCGUUUGUUGCUCUUGUCCUGCUUCUGGCAACUUCUGUAGCAGACUCGGCGAAUUCACCCCAGGUUGCUUCAAGAAAUGGGGUGAAGAUCGAAGCUUCCCCGAACCAGAUAUACGUAGAACUUACAGAUCAGCUGACAGUCAACUGCACAUGCGCACACGAACAGAACUCAAACUUCAGUACUAUUGUCUCACUCAUUCUCUCCAAGACAACUGCAACUAAUAGUUCGACAUACAGGGAGCUUGCUUCUAUUACGGCGUUUUCGGACGUAAAAGUACAAGAGAAAGACACGAUGGGAGCCCACGUGACCAGCAACCACAUGGCAGACCAGUUUUCCUUCAUCUGCUUAGAGUGGACCGACCCUUCUCGCCAGGUGGCGGGCAAGUACAGGUGUGAGGCUCACGGCAUGGACAAAGGGGGACAUUUCUUGACCGCGAUAGCCGACACAGUGGUGGAAGAAAAAGUAGCCGGCACAAGCGCGAUUCUAGGGAAGGUGAAGGAGAUGAGCGACGGGAUGAACGAAUUGGACAGAAAGAACAAAGAAAUAGACUCCAAAGUGAAUGCACUGGACAUGAAAAACAAAGAAAUGAACACAAAGAUGAAUACCAUGGAAGCCAAUGAUGGGAAAGUGGAUUCCAAAUUGAAAGAAACGGAAAUCAAGAUGAAUGCAACCGAUAUGAAGGACACAGAAAUGGAAGCAAAGAUGAAAAAAAUGGAGAAAAAGAUUAAUGAAACGGACAUUUUGGAUAAAGAAAUGGGUGGAAAGAUGAAAGAGAUGGAGAGGCAGAUGAAUGAAACGGAUAUAAACGACAGAGAAAUGAACGCAAAGAUUAAAAAGAUGGAAGCAAAUAUGAAAGAAACGGAGAGAGAACUUAAUGAAACGGACAUAAAAGAGACAGAAAUGGAUGCAACGAUGGAAGAAAUGGAGAGAGCGAUGAAUGCAACGGACGAAAAAGAUAAAGAAAGGGACGCAAAGAUGAAAGAAAUGGAGAGAGAAAUUAAUGAAAUGCAUAUAAAAGAGAAAGUAAUGGACGCAACGAUGGAAAAAAUGGAGAGAGCGAUGAAUGCAACGGAUGAAAAAGACAAAGAAAGGGACGCAAAGAUGAAAGAAAUGGAGAGGAAGAUGUCGGAAAUGGACGUUAAGGAGAAAGAAACGGAGAGAAAGUUAAAUGACUUUAAAAAACGUGUGGAUGACUCCAUAUCCCCCCUCCUUCACGCGUCGACAAACGAUCGUGGCCGCCACUAUUUACUUUCUAAAAAAACAUCCGUCUAUGUCUUUGAGGCAAACCGCCUAUGUCAGCUUCACGGUGGAUAUUUGGCGGAAGUUAACGACUGGCAUGAAUUUUACUUCCUCGCUAAUUUUGUCCACACUCACAGUUACGAUUAUACCUAUGCCAUGCUUGGUGCCUCGGACGAAGGUCAUGAUGGGAGGUGGACAUUUCUCACCUCACGUACAGGAAUGUCUACUUUGGUGUGGGCUAACCAUGAACCGGACGGGGGAACGACAGCAAAUUGUCUGUUCCUCGGCGCUGGAAUGCAGCGAAUGUAUGAUGGCCAGUGUCAUGAGUACUCCUCAAGUUGGGAGGUGCGGUUUUUGUGUGAAGUUCCAGACUGAUUGUCAAAACAUUGGAUAAGGUGAUGGUCACUCCUGAAGAGGAAAAAAAGUGAAUUAAAUUGUUUAAAAUUUUGA